UUGCAAAGUUGGAUUAAACUUACAAGCAACGCAAAUUGGAACCUUCAUCAUGCAAUGCCUGUUGGACAGAAGAUUGACUCAUAUCGCUUUGCUUGUGAUGGUCUUUGCUUUUAUUACUGUCGUUGGCGGCAAUUAUCUACGGCCAAGCUCAGUUACCACAAGCUGCUGCCGCUCUGUAUCCUCGAAAAAGGUUCCUUUUACUAUCACCCAUUAUAGGAUCCAGAAGGCUCUGAAACCCUGUAUCGCAGCUGUCAUAUUCUACACCAAAGAGAAGGGGGCAAUUUGUGCUCAUCCAAAAGCAUAUUGGGUGAGAAAGAAGAUAAGAGAAAUAAAUCCAACAGGAUUAAAGAACGCAGAUGUCUAGUCAAUGUGAAGCCAUCAACUAACAAAGCUGAUCAAGUACUAGACUGCAUCGCGAGAAUAUUAUUCUAACCUUGCAUGGAUCUCAGGCCAUUCUGAGGUUUGUUAACUGCAAUUUUGUGUCUAAAGCCUCUUCCUUUACCUAAACAGUUCCCCUGCUCAUCAUGCCAAAAAGAUCAAGUAAGCUGCUUCGCCAAAACAUGAUGGAAAUGAAAAGUCCAGCAAAGCGCUCUC
Callorhinchus milii (elephant shark) is the source of this 594-nucleotide messenger RNA. RefSeq names its product eotaxin. The coding region runs from base 50 to 364 and encodes 104 amino acids. Lineage: Eukaryota; Metazoa; Chordata; Chondrichthyes; Chimaeriformes; Callorhinchidae. Gene Ontology annotation, molecular function: chemokine activity; CCR chemokine receptor binding. The record is from RefSeq and is a predicted model, not a curated record. Gene Ontology annotation, biological process: G protein-coupled receptor signaling pathway; monocyte chemotaxis; neutrophil chemotaxis. Gene Ontology annotation, cellular component: extracellular region. The transcript is spliced from 4 exons.